GGUAUGCUAUUCGCCUUCUGGAGACUUCUUCGCCAUCGAUGGCAGUAAUAGCACAGUGGUGAAAUAUUCCAGGAACAAUGUCGGAAAAUACAAGAUUUCUGACAAAAGCAAACUUCCACACCGACCACGUGAUAUUACCUACGUCAAGAUACUGUGGAACGGUGUGACGUUUUCCGGCCUUGCCAUCACCUUGGAAACAAACAAAAUGGCGUACCUGACAGAAUCACUAGAAACAUGGCGACUGAUUAAAACAGACGGGGAGUACUCUGGUGUCUGCUGUCUCCCCAACACAAACUUACUGGUUGUUGUCAACUCCAUGACGUCAUCUGUUGACGUCAUCACAGCGUAUGGACUGUGUCUGUAUAGCUACCGAAUGCCAAAUCACGUAUGUAAAUCUCAUGGUUAUUUGGCUGUGACACUGUUCAAUGACAAUCCGGUUAUUAUAGUAUCAGCUCAGACAGGAAUCAUUUGCAUGAACAUGAACUGGUCUGGAAAACGAGGAAUUCGAAAGCCUGAGCUUAGCCUAAGAAGCAUACAGAGGUACGUUCAUCCGGAAAAAGACAGAUUCAAACCGGAAGGGCUAUGUGCCAUUGGGAGCCAUGUACUGGUAGCGGAUUUUUCUGGGAGUAGAGUGGUCAAGUUCAAGUUGAUGGCUGGGGCGGCUGGAACAAACCGUCUCUUCCUGUACAAGAUUGGCGAGCAUGAUGUCUUGGAACCUCUGGCCUUAGAUAUUGUGCCCCUAGAAGAUGGGGCUGCCCAAAUCGGGGUGGCACGGCUGAAGGGCAGGGCCCCUGGCUACCACCUUCUGAAGUUCAUCAAUAUUACCCUGGGGGAUAACGAGCGUCGCGGACAGAGGGGCAUUAGCUUAUACAGUCCCUCCUCGUCGUCCGCAUGAUAAGACCAU
Molecule: messenger RNA, 904 nt
Organism: Liolophura sinensis
Lineage: Eukaryota; Metazoa; Mollusca; Polyplacophora; Chitonida; Chitonidae
Exons: 2
Coding region: 206-895 (229 amino acids)
Source: RefSeq, a predicted model, not a curated record